This is a messenger RNA of Galendromus occidentalis (western predatory mite), 1317 nucleotides long. RefSeq names its product tetratricopeptide repeat protein 17. The record is from RefSeq and is a predicted model, not a curated record. Gene Ontology annotation, cellular component: cytoplasm; actin cytoskeleton. The coding region runs from base 1 to 1317 and encodes 438 amino acids. Lineage: Eukaryota; Metazoa; Arthropoda; Arachnida; Mesostigmata; Phytoseiidae. The transcript is spliced from 6 exons. Gene Ontology annotation, biological process: actin filament polymerization. Gene Ontology annotation, molecular function: protein binding.
AUGAACUCUCGCGUGAGAGGAAACAGUAUAUCUUUCAGUUUCGCUGCUACGAUUGUGUUUGCCCUCUGCGGUGUAGAUGGGUUUUCUCACUGGAUUGCAUCAGACGACGGGGAGAUACGGCCACAGUCUCCAUCGAUUUUCGCUCUGCGGUCCCCCGGCGAUCUGCCCCUAAUACACAAACAAGAGGAACGAUUGGAAACAGUGAGGGCCUUGCGGAAAGAGUUGCUCCAGCGAAAAGAAGAGAUCGACCGGAGCGAAGAAGAAGCAGAAAACAUAGAGGAACGUCUAUAUGCCGAAGAUACCGAUUGUCAGAUAGCGGGAACACCUCUGACUGAAAUGGAUCUCUACGUUUCCACUGUGGUGCCGUUUGAAACCAAACUCCGCCCCAGAAAAUUGACCUCCCCGAGAGAAGUUCAGGAACCUGACUGCACGCGUUACCUCAAGCUCGACUUCAGUAUGCAUGCUUUCGAGCAUCUGAUGGGAGUCCGAGAGAGACGCAACUUGUCAAUGGUCUCAGAGACCGGUCUUCAUAAAGCUUUAUCCGAAGCGGACGUCGAGGAUGUGGAGCACUUUGGUGAAGUCAUCACCGAGCUCCUCGAAACAGACUCGAAUUGGACCGCUUUCAACCUGGCCGCUCUUUAUUGGCGCGAGAGGGGAUCCGCGGCUGCAGCUGUCGAAUGCUUGCGUAGGGCCCUUCACGUCUCCCCGCACGAAGUGAAAGACGUGGCUCUGAUUUCUCUCGCGAACGUUCUGCAUCGGGGCCAUCGCUCGGACGAGGCAGCUGUCGUCGUUCACGCCGCUAUCGAUAUCGCUCCUGAUAAUCCAAUUUGUCAUUUCACUCUCGGUAAUAUUUACGCUGUUUUGGGCGAGUACAACAAGUCCGUUAUAUGCUACGACAACAUGCUGAAACUUCAACCGGAGUUCCGGUCCGCUCGGCAGCGUCUCCACGCAGUUCGCUGCCAUGCAAAAGUCGAAAACGCACUUGAACGUCAGCAUCAACAGCUGCAAAACGUAUUGGAUAAACUCAAAGAGUAUCAGCACCGUAAAGAAAUCUACGUGCAAUUGAUGGGUCAGCUCAUCGAGGAGGCCGUACCGCCUCAAAUCUGGCAGAAAGACUGUGAAUCUUCGCGGAAGGACUGGCACACCGGGGACGAGCCGCCUGGCUUUCCUUUUUUCGACAACAUGCUGGAUCUCCAGUUCAACGUUCGACCUGGGGAUAAGAUCACGCCUGCUUGUGAUGAGGACUCACCGAAAGCUAAUUUCAACAAGAUUGAGGCCGGAGAGAAGAAGAUUCUCAAGAAACUGUACAAUUGGUAG